UGUUUUUUAUUGCGACGGGUUCAGCACCCACGCCCCAUCAUCCCUCGACGCGUGACUUUACCGAAAGAGCCAAUGAGUGUACAACGAGUUGAGUCAUUCCUGCAGUUGACGAAAGCUUCAAUUCUCGAAUAAGUUAUUCAGUUACCCAGCCCCGCUCGUUGGGGGCGUGUCUUGUACCUCGGAAGUGAAUAUCACGUCACAUCCUGCUGCCGCCAUAACGUAGCGAGGUAACGAGAGGCUGCCGUUGAAAUCUGAGUCUCACGCAGUGUGCAUGCUGACGUCACACAUCUCCCACCCUCCGCGUUGGCCGUGGAUUCAUUCAAGACAAGAAUCCAAGUCUCGGACGAAGCCAGCUGUCGCUUCCUCUGACGCUUCCUCUGCAGAAUUGGUCUGAUGGAGCACAGGCAGUCAGCGCGGCUCGGUACGGCAAGGCAACAAUCCGACCAGCGUGCAUACAGCACGGAUCGGACUGAAAUUUUGACACAGCAUCAGAAAAAACACACGGGAGAAAAACCCUUCAAGUGCACUCGGUGUGAUAUGGCGUUUGCAGAUUCAUCAACUCUUCAAAGACACCAGAGAAAACACACGGGAGAGAAACCCUUCAAGUGCAUUGUGUGUGGGAAGGCAUUUUCACAGUCAUCUAAUCUUGCAAAACACAAGAGAACACACACAGAAGAGAAAUCCUUCAAGUGCAGUGUGUGUGGGAAGGCAUUUUCACAGUCACAAUAUCUUGCACGACACCAGAGAACACACACAGGAGAGAAACCCUUCAAGUGCAGUGUGUGUGGGAAGGCAUUUUUACGGUCACAACAUCUUACAAUACACCAGAGAACACACACAGGAGAGAAACCCUUCAAGUGCACUCUGUGUGGGAAGGCAUUUUCACAGUCAUAUGAUCUUGCAAAACACCAGAGAACUCACACAGGAGAGAAACCCUUCAAGUGCAGUGUGUGUGAGAAGGCAUUUUUACAGUCACCACAUCUUGCAGCACACCAGAGAACACACACAGGAGUGAAACCCUUCAAGUGCAGUGUGUGUGGGAAGGCGUUUGCAGGUCCAUCAAAUUGUCAAAUACACCAGAGAACACACACAGGAGAGAAACCCUUCAAGUGCAGUGUGUGUGGCAAGGCAUUUUCACAGUCAUCUGAUCUUGCAAUACACCAGAGAACACACACAGGAGAGAAACCCUUCAAGUGCAGAGUGUGUGGGAAGGCAUUUUCACAGUCCUCAAAUCUUGCAACACACAGGAGAACACACACAGGAGAGAAACCCUUCAAGUGCAGUGUGUGUGGGAAGGCAUUUUUACAGUUGCAACAAAUUGCACAACACCAGAGAACACACACCGGAGAGAAACCCUUCAAGUGCAGUGUGUGUGGGAAGGCAUUUUCACAGUUACAACAUCUUGCACGACACCAGAGAACACACACAGGAGAGAAACCCUUCAAGUGCAGUGUGUGUGGGAAGGCAUUUUCAGAGUCAAGUGAUCUUGCAAAACACCAGGGAACACACACAGGAGAGAAACCCUUCAAGUGCAGUGUGUGUGGGAAGGCAUUUUCAGAGUCAAGUGAUCUUGCAAAACACCAGAGAACACACACAGGAGAGAGACCCUUCAAGUGCAGUGUGUGUGGGAAGGCAUUUUCAUACUCAUCUGUUCUUGCAAGACACCAGAGAACACACACAGGAGAGAAACCCUUCAGGUGCACUUUGUGCGGGAAGGCGUUUGCACGUUCACAACAUCUUCAAGAACACCAGAGAACACAGAAGCAUCAGAAGAUCCACAAGGAGUGGAGUCUGAAAUCAGCUUGUGAAAGUCAAAGUGCCGUAAGGAGCCCAUCCCUCAUGAAACAAGUACCGGAAGAAAAUCCCAGUUUGGGCACUUUAAAAGGUGUCAAGGCGGAAUUUGAAGAGGUGAUUGUGAAAUGUGAAGAGGUGACGUUGAAGAGCGAAGAAGUGAAGGUAAAAUGUGAAGAUGAAAAUUCGACUCCAGAAUGGGACCUUCACAUCGGUGGAGGCAACGUGAAGCAAGAGGGGAAUUCUGACUGUAAGGCAGAGCGGGGCAACUCACAGCAGUUUGUGGAAGUGGAGGUGUGGGUGGACUUCCUAGACAAUAUAAAGUCAAAUGGAGACCCGGUAGAUGUGUAAGCUUGAGACGAUGUCGCUUCCAAUAGAUGCACCUUUGUCACAGGCCUUUAAUGAAAAUAACGUGAAGUAGAACAUUGAAAUCUUAGGUUCAACCUGCAGGGUAAGAGCGGCCAAUCUUGGGGGAUCUGUUGGUUGGGUAGAUAUCUCACCAGGAGCUUCGGUGUUUCACACUGAACCCUAUGGGAGCAUUCAUCUGGCUCUUGUGAGCCUCAGCGAUUCACACUGAAGCCUAUGGGAGCCUUAGUCUUGCUCUGUGAGCCUCGGUAAUUAACACUGAACGCGAUGGAUGGGAGCCAGUGACAUGGCGUGAGGUCAGUGGCUGGGGAGGCACUGGGGGCGUGGCCUCACCGGUGUGUCUGACACGCCCACCCCCCUCAGUGAGGCAGAUGUGAUAGCUGCCUCCCCUGGUGCUUUUUCAUUGCAGUUUCAUGACGAGACCAGCGAGCCUACGUAUCUUUAUGCACAUACAGUAGAACCUCUGUUCGCGAAUGCUUCUGACCACGACCAAAUUGGGUAUCGACCAAAACAUUUACAACAGUUUAUUUAAUCUGGUCACGAACACAUACUCGGGUGGAGAUCAAACAGGGCCGCGGCCGAUUUCCCCUUCCGCGCCAUUUUUGUUGUUGAAUUACACAAAGCGUAACAGUUAUGUAUAUAUCUUUUGUAAUAUAAAAUUCCUAGUAAGAUAUGUAUACAUUUUGUAAGUGUAGUCAUACCCCUCCUUCCUCAUUCAAGCCAUAGUUUAGAGAGCGAAAGCGCUGAGUACGUCAAUCGCUAACAUAACCCGUUAAUCUCUUCUCGCAUCAUUAAUACGAUGAUGCGGUGAAGUAAACGUUCAUACAAUAUUACGGUGAAUGCUUCCAAAAACAAUACUGUACCCAAAUAUUACUGUUAACUUUCAAUAGAAACAUAAAUUCCUCAUACGAAUAUGCUCUCUCAGAAUCGACCGACUGAUGUAGCAGACGAAACAGUAAUCUUGUUGAACAAUUCUAAACCUUGUCAGUUUUCUCUGUUUUUCAAGGUUUUCUCAGUGUUAUGCAAUGUUUUUACAUUUAGUUUACUAUUACAAUGAAUUCUAUGGCAUAAUUAACUAUUUUUGUCUUUAAAAAUAUUUUAAAAACUUUAUAUACAGUUCGUAGGAGUCUGGAAUGGAUUAAUCGUAUUAACAUACAAUCCAAUGGGGAAAUUAGGUUUGAGUCACGACCAAAUCGGGUUGCGACCAAAGUUAUGGAACGAAAUUAUGGUCGUGACCAGAGGUUCUACUGUACUUGAACUCAGUUACCUGGACUAUGGAAGGCGAGGACAUGCAAUGAAGGGGUCUACAAACAUUCCAUUGGUGACAUGCUGAGAUAGUAACAGGCAAGCCCUUACUGCCCGCGGUCCAUCCAGUGUCUGAGGGGAGGCUGAGCGCGUCGCUGCCUCACCUCUCGUCUCUCCCUGUACUUGCAGCGAAGCUCUGCAAAUUUGGCGAUUUUGACUAUAAAUAAAUAAAUAAAACACUUGUUUUUUCAUACGUGCUUUUAUGAAAUGUACUAGUAAUGGCAGAACUCCACGACUCCAGGAAAUGGCCCCGAAGCUUGCCAUAACGUAAGGGACAGUGGCCAAUUAUAGCCAACGUCAGUUGACUGUGGGGACAAUUAGACCGAAACAUAACAUAUAAAAAAGAAUGUUUAAAAAUAUAUUUUUUUUAAUGAUAGAAUAUAGUAUUGUCAUCAGUAUGACAUAAGUAUACCAAGUUUGCAGUCGAUACCACAUUGGGAAGUUGGUUAAAAUUGAGUUACAAGAUUUGAGAAUACGACAAAAACGACAACAGACAGUUAAAAUAAAAUAUUUUAAAAUACUUUUUUUAAAAACACGCUUUAAUGAAAUGUACUGUCCGAGCUGCCCCUGCCCCCUUCUCUCAUCGCUCCUCUUCCACAUGCCCCGGCCCUGGGCGUGGCUCCCCAAGGCUUGCCGUGACGUAAGGGACCGCGGUGAUUUACAGGCAACGUCAGUUGAGCGUGGACAAUUAGAGCCGUAAAAAAGAUUGUAAAAAAAUAUGUAUUUAUUUUUAAUGAUAAAAUAUGGUAUUGUCAUCAGUAUGACACACCUAUACGAAUUUUGCAUUCGAUACAUUGGGAAUACGGUUGAAAUUGAGUUACAAGAUUUUUGGAUACAACACAUACAGUAAAUUUAAAUAAAAGCGUGUUAAAUGUAAAAAAAAAUCUAUGUUAUGGAUUUUGUAUGAUAUAAUAUCGUGUUGUCAUCAAUAUGACAUCGCUAUACCAAGUUUGCAGUCGAUAGCACAUUGGGAAGUGUGUAAAAUUUGAGUUAGAAGAUUUCGUUUUUGAGGAUACAACAGACGAAGUGAGUUAAAUAGAAGCGUGUAAAAAUGAUUGGAAUCAUCUUCUUGGUUCUUUCGGUAAAGUCACGUAGAAGGGAAAUAAUAAAAAUAAAACUUUUUAAAAUAAUUCUCACGACGUUUCGGCCACAACGCAAGCAGCCGUCCUCAGGUGACAGACCUGCUUGCGUUUUGGCCGACACGUGAGAAUUUUAUUUUAGUAUGUUUUAUUUAUUGUUUUAUUAUUUCCCUUUUACGUGACUUUACCGAAAGAACCAAGAAGAUGAAUCCCUGCAGUCACGAAAACUUUAAAUCGAAAAUGAUUGGAAUCGUACAGAAAUGACAUAACACCCAAUUUCAAAGCAGAUGCGAUCCACCCUUCUGAAACGCCCUGUAAUUUACGAGUUUUGAAUAAUUGUAACCAAACACAAUAAACCAGACACGUGAAUUUGUGAACUUU
Molecule: messenger RNA, 4922 nt
Organism: Lethenteron reissneri (Far Eastern brook lamprey)
Lineage: Eukaryota; Metazoa; Chordata; Hyperoartia; Petromyzontiformes; Petromyzontidae
Product: zinc finger protein 883-like
Source: RefSeq, a predicted model, not a curated record